GCAUAUGUUGUGUUUCUAAACCCAGAUAGACCGACUGCCCAUCUUACCCUUGCUCUCUCUUUCCCCGCUCCCUCCCUCCCUUGUCCCUUGGCUUUUCUCCCCUCUCACUUCUUUUUCUGUGUUUGAAUGGAGAAGCUGGGUUCCCUGGAACCUGCACGCCUGUCGCAUGGUGCAGGGCCCGUUGCUGGGGUGUCUGUUGCCAAGAUGGCAGGGGUUGAGGGAGAUGAGGUGGCGGCAGCAGUCAGCUCCAAACUAUUUCGGUGUGCGUGCGUUAGACGUUGGCUACCACUGGCCUAUAGAGAAGAACUUUACCAAGUCUUACGGCUCACAGGCCCACUGCUGCUGUCACGGAUUCUGAACUUCCUCCUGCCAUUUGUUAUCACCAUAUUCUGUGGUCACAUUGGCAAUGCAGAACUGGCUGGAUACGCGCUGGCCUCAGCGACCAUUAAUGUGACCACAACUGCAACAGGCUAUGGUCUUGCUGUGGCUUGUGACACAUUAAUUUCUCAGACAUUCGGCAGUAAGAACAUGAAACGUGUGGGGGUGAUUCUCCAAAGGAGUUCAUUGAUCCUGCUGCUGUUUUGUCUGCCCUGUUGGGGUCUUCUGAUCAACUCUCACAACUUACUGCUCAUCUUGCACCAAGAGGAUGAGGUGGCGAGAAUUGCCCACCUCUACGCGAUGGCAUUUCUGCCAGCUGUUCCAGCCAUGUUCCUGCACCAGCUCCAAGUUGCCUACCUGCAAAACCAAGGGAUCAUUCUACCUCAGUUGUACACAGCAGCAGCAGUGAACAUUUUCAACUUGGGGGCGAACUAUGUCUUAAUCUUCAGCCUCCAGUUGGGUGUCAUUGGAUCAGCAAUUGCUAACAGCCUCUCUCAGAUCGCCAUCUGCCUGCUGUUGUUUGGCUACAUCAGAUGGAAGAAGCUCCAUCUGCAGACAUGGGGAGGCUGGUCAAUUGAAUGUCUGCAGGAGUGGGGCUCCUAUAUGAAGCUGGCUAUUCCCAGUGCUUUGAUGAUCUACUUUGAGUGGUGGAUCUGGGAGGUUGGCGGUUUCCUUGCUGGUGUACUUGGCGAGGUGGAUCUUGCUGCCCAGCAUGUGUUGGUGGAAAUAGGAACCAUAAUAUAUAUGUUCCCUCUGGGUAUCCAUGUAGCUGCCUGUGUGCGUGUUGGGAAUGCUCUGGGGGCCGGGAACACUACCAGGGCCAUAGCCACCUGCAAAGUGGCCCUGGUUCUAUCAGGUGUACUUGCUGUGUUCCAGGGUUUUGUCAUCGCAGGCUGUAAGUCCGUCGUUGGCUACAUAUUUACCUCUGAUGAAAACAUUGUGGCGAUUGUCUCAGAGAACCUCACAAUCUACACAUUUCUACAAUUCUUUGAUGCACUUCUGUGUGUCUGCUCAGGAAUUCUUGUGGGAUCUGGGAUGCAGAAAAUUGCCGCCUUGUCCAACCUGGUGUGUUACUACUGCAUCGGCCUACCAGUGGGAAUAGCUCUGAUGUUUGCUGCCAAGCUCCGAAUAUUAGGCUUGUGGCUGGGUCUCUUCAUAUGUGUGUUCUUAGAGACAGGUUUUUUCCUGGUUCUAAUCUUCAAACUGAACUGGAAAAAAGUCACACACAAGGCUCAGUUGCGAGCUGGAAAGAAAGUGGUGGUGAUAUCGAAGCGUCCUGUUAGUACAGUGCUGAGUGAAACGAUGGUGCCUGACAUCUCUGACUGCCCUAAUACACAGCAUCUUUGCACCCUGAAGGCCCAGUUGGACGGUGAAAAAGCCCCUAAAGCAGAUGGCUAUAGUCUAGUCAACACCCAGGAUCAGGAGCUGAAAGCGGAUCAUGAGGCUGGGGGCAACAACACAAAUGCAGGAGGGACUGAGGGGGAUGCUGAGCAGAGCAAAAGUACUUCAAACACAAAACCUCAAGCGCUGCUUCCUGUCACUCAGCUGAUCUUGCGGCGGGGACUCAUAUUCUUGGGUUCAGUUCUCAUUUUGGCCAUAGGUGUCGCUUUCCACAUUGCUUUCCCUGCACCGGAGCCCUCUGCCCAGAGCAGGGCCAACUUUACCCUGAACUGGGCUAAUGAGUCCACUCCUACAGCACUGGCUACACUAGACCUGACCUCAAACCGCUGAGCUAUCUUUGACCUCUGAAUGUAGACAUCUAGUGGCUGAACACAGUUCUUACAAACAAUCAAUUUAGAUCUCCUCGAGAGAAAAAUGUUGAAUUCCUGUCUUAAGUUUCAUAGUCUACCCAUAGACUUGGGUUGUUAUUCUGUAAAACUACAGCCCGACAUGGGCCACUGGCUCCGUCUUGUGUAUAGAAAAAGUGCUGCACUGCUGAGCAAAUCCACAGAAAGCUGGAAGCAAUAUCAAACGAGACUGGCAGGAUGAACAAAGGUCUUGUUAGCAACAUCAUGUUUUAACCUGCUCAGCCUGAGAUGCUCAACUGGGACUACAAGACACAUUAUAAAUCCCUCACUAAGAGACCACGUGGGCAUCAAGGAACAGAUGUUCUUCCACUGAUAGCUUUUGAUUUUUACACCUAUUCCUGUCUUGAUUUACAUAUUGCACUGUGACAUGUAUUGCUUAAAUCAUUUUCUUGUGUUUUAACUUUAAGUGUAAGAUUGACUGUAAAUAUCGGAUGUAAAAUUUACAUGUAUACAUGUAAAUAUGUAAUACACAGUAUAACUAUAUGAGCAGGCUAUACAUUACUCCAUUGUCUUCCUGUAUCACUGUCACUCUGCCCUGGUAUUCUUAAGGAUAGAGGUGAUUAAUAAAUAAUAAGCUAGUUAUUUUUACUGCAUAUCUAAUGCCAAUAAUAUAAUGUACUGUGAUAGCACCCUAAUCAAUAAAAAAUACCUUUAAAGUGUGUAACAAUGAAA
Molecule: messenger RNA, 2858 nt
Organism: Siniperca chuatsi (mandarin fish)
Lineage: Eukaryota; Metazoa; Chordata; Actinopteri; Centrarchiformes; Sinipercidae
Gene: slc47a1
Product: solute carrier family 47 member 1
Exons: 17
Coding region: 127-2109 (660 amino acids)
Biological process (GO): xenobiotic detoxification by transmembrane export across the plasma membrane
Cellular component (GO): membrane
Molecular function (GO): antiporter activity; xenobiotic transmembrane transporter activity
Source: RefSeq, a predicted model, not a curated record